This is a messenger RNA of Scutellospora calospora, 615 nucleotides long. NCBI's taxonomy places the organism in Eukaryota, Fungi, Glomeromycota, Glomeromycetes, Diversisporales, Gigasporaceae. The record is from the annotation of a GenBank genome assembly.
AUGGUCUCUCCGUCAAGGACGUACACUCCGUCAACGUGGUCGCCUCCAUUGAUAGACUCGUUCGGCAAUGUCACAGCAGGUCUGCCAGAGGCAAAGUGGCACGCCGAACCCAAGAUCCGCGGCACCUCCAGCAUCCUUUCGUCCUGCCUAAUCACAAUGUUCCUCUGCACCUGGACGACUAUACAUCUGAAUCUUCCUGAGCAUAAGAAAGAAUCUCGACAAGUCUAUCGCAAGAUCUUAUGGCUAGUAAUCGGACUUCUGGCACCGGAACUAGUCGUUUGGAACGCUUGGGAACAGAGAUCGCAGAUGAAGGCAUUGACUAAUGCAAUGAAAGACAUGGGCUUCGUGAAGGAGAAUAAGGAAUGGAGAAUGAUAGGCUGGAUUAUACGAGCGCCGACCGAGAUAAAGGCAUUUUUCCUUUUGAAGGCUAAGGAUUGGCCUGAGCUUGCGAGUCCACGCGAAAACCAAGAGCUAUGCCACAACCGUGUACAUUCAUGGACCGAUGUUCACAGCUGGUAUGUUAUCACAGGCGGGCUAGCCUUUGAAGAUACUGCGGUCGAAGAGCUCCAAUUCAUGCCUGGAACCCGGCAACGGAUGGCCCUUACAGAUCAAACU